Diospyros lotus (date-plum) is the source of this 3488-nucleotide messenger RNA. Its product is annotated as protein RRC1. The transcript is spliced from 18 exons. The record is from RefSeq and is a predicted model, not a curated record. Gene Ontology annotation, biological process: RNA processing. Gene Ontology annotation, molecular function: RNA binding. The coding region runs from base 168 to 3095 and encodes 975 amino acids. Gene Ontology annotation, cellular component: nucleus. NCBI's taxonomy places the organism in Eukaryota, Viridiplantae, Streptophyta, Magnoliopsida, Ericales, Ebenaceae.
AAAAUUCCAUUCAUUAAAACGGAAGAUAGAGGGUGGCGUGGCCCCUUUUCACCGAGACGGGAAAGAGAAGAGCACUGAUAGCUGCUAGGGUUAGAAUACCCAGUUCGAUUCUCUCCAUCGGAACUCGAAAGCUUCGGCUCCAUUCACUCGCCAGCAUUUGAUGAGAGAUGAAUUCAUUCUCGGUUACACGGAAAAAAACUCCUUUCCAGAAGCAUAGAGAAGAGGAGGAAGCAAAGAAAAAGAGGGCGGAAGAUGAAACAGCCCGUUUGUAUCAAGAGUUUGUAGAGUCAUUUCAAGGGGAGACAGGUUCUAAAGCAUUUGUUAGAGGAGGGACAAUCAAUCCCAAUGAAAAACUGAAGAGUGAUUCUGAAGGUGGAAAUUCCAAAGAUGGGGUAUCUGGUUCAAAGAAGGGGAGUAGGUACGUUCCAUCUUUCUUACCACCUCCUUCAUCCAAGGGAAAAGAAUAUGAGAAGAAGAAGGAGGAGGAGAAGCCGAAAGAGAGAGAGAAAGGGAAGUCAAGGAACAUUGAUCAUUUUAUGGAGGAGUUGAAGCAUGAACAAGAAAUGAGGGAAAGGCGGAACCAGGAGCGUGAACACUGGCGUGAUGGGCACCACAGCGAAAAUUCUGCCCCAUCCAGCCGAUUUGAUGAACUGCCUGAUGACUUUGAUCCAAGUGGGAAGCCUGGAUCAUUUGAUGAUGGAGAUCCGCAAACUACAAACCUUUAUGUUGGAAAUUUGUCCCCUCAGGUGGAUGAGAAUUUUCUUUUGCGGACUUUUGGAAGAUUUGGGCCUAUUGCUAGUGUGAAAAUAAUGUGGCCUAGGACUGAGGAGGAACGUAGGCGGCAAAGAAAUUGUGGCUUUGUGGCUUUCAUGAACAGAGCUGAUGCACAGGCUGCAAAGGAUGAAAUGCAAGGUGUUGUUGUUUAUGAAUACGAGUUGAAGAUUGGGUGGGGUAAAUCUGUGGCUCUUCCAUCACAAGCACUGCCUGCUCCUCCUCCAGGACAUAUGGCCAUCAGGAGUAAGGAGGGAGGCACUGUAAUCUUGUCUGGUCCCUCUGGUCCACCAGUUACUUCUCUCCCAAGCCAGAAUUCCGAGUUGGUUCUUACUCCAAAUGUUCCUGAUAUUAUGGUUGUUGUUCCUGAAGAUGGCCAUCUUCGGCAUGUAAUUGAUACAAUGGCACUGUAUGUUCUUGAUGGAGGUUGUGCUUUUGAACAAGCUGUAAUGGAAAGAGGCCGUGGGAACCCUCUAUUUAGCUUCUUGUUUGAGCUUGGCUCAAAGGAACAUACAUAUUAUGUUUGGAGGCUGUAUUCAUUUGCUCAGGGGGACACUCUUCAGCGGUGGCGAACUGAGCCUUUCAUCAUGAUAACUGGGAGUGGGAGAUGGGUACCACCAUCACUGCCAACAGCAAAGAGCCCAGAGCUUGAAAAGGAGUCUGGAACUACGUAUGCUGCAGGAAGAAGCAGGCGCUUGGAGCAAGAACGAACACUCACUGAUGCACAGAGAGAUGAAUUUGAAGAUAUGCUCCGUGCCUUGACAUUAGAGAGGAGUCAGAUAAAGGAAGCUAUGGGUUUUGCUUUAGAUAAUGCUGAUGCAGCUGGAGAGGUGGUUGAAGUUUUAACUGAGUCUUUGACACUUAAAGAAACCCCAAUACCAACUAAAGUUGCAAGGCUCAUGCUUGUUUCAGACAUUCUUCACAAUAGUAGUGCCCCUGUUAAGAAUGCUUCUGCUUACCGCACCAAAUUUGAAGCAACUCUGCCUGACAUAAUGGAAAGCUUUAAUGACUUGUAUUGCAGUAUAACAGGAAGAAUCACUGCUGAGGCCCUUAAGGAACGGGUUCUGAAAGUUCUCCAAGUAUGGGCUGACUGGUUUCUAUUUUCUGAUGCAUAUGUGAAUGGAUUACGAGCUACAUUUCUGCGAUCUGGGAACUCUGGUGUGGUUUCUUUUCAUGCUAUAUGUGGUGAUGCACCAGAUAUAGAAAAGAAGAAUAGCUCUGAGGAUACAGGUGAUGGAGGGGUAAACCAAGAUGCUGAGCUGGCAAUGGGGAAAGGAGCAGCCAUGAAGGAGCUUUUAAGUCUGCCCCUUGGUGAGCUGGAAAGAAGAUGUAGACACAAUGGAUUAUCCCUUGUUGGUGGUAGGGAGAUGAUGGUUGCAAGAUUGCUUUAUUUGGAGGAGGCAGAGAAGCAGAGGGGCUAUGAACUAGAUGAUGACUUGAAAUAUUCACAAAGCCUACCAACUUCAGGUAGAUACUCAAGCGGGCGAAAGGAAACACAUAUUGACAUGGAGCCCAUGGGAUUGUCAGGAUGGAAUCAUUAUGGGGAGGAUGGGAUUCAUCCACAAGGCAAAGCACCUAUACCAUUUACCUCACCCAUUGCUAUUCCACAGCCUGAACUAAAAGCUUUUGCAAAUAAAGGAAAAACUGAUAAUGUUUUGCCAGCUUCUAAAUGGGCCAGAGAGGAUGAUGAAAGUGAUGAUGAACAAAGGAGAAGCCCUAGGAAUCUGGGGUUAAGUUAUUCAUCUUCUGGGAGUGAGAAUGCUGGCGAUGCUUUUAAAAGGGCAGAGGAGAUGGAGCUUGCAACUGAUACAAGCAUUUCUGCACAGCCUGAUAAUGGAAUGAAUGAGGAACAAAGACAAAAAUUGAGACGUCUUGAGGUUGCUUUGAUGGAAUAUCGUGAAUCUCUAGAAGAGCGAGGAGUGAAAAAUUUCGAGGAAAUUGAGAGAAAAGUUGCAAAUUAUAGAAAACGGCUACAAUCUGAAUAUGGGCUAUCAGAUUCUGGUGAUGAUGUUUCAGCCAGCAAGAGAUCCUCAUUGGAGAGGAGGGAGAGAAAAAAUGAUUCUCGGGAAUCUUCAAGGAAGCGGCACCGGAGCCAGAGUCGAAGUGAGAGCCCGCAGUGGAAAUCAUCUAGCAAAGAAAGGGAGAAGGAAGGUGAAGGGGACAGGGAUCGAGAAAGGCACCGGGACAGAGACCGAGAUAGAGUUCACGACCCUGAAACUGGGAGAGCAAGGGACCGGGAGAAGAGUGGAAGCAGGGAGAGAGAUGAGCAGGACAGAGAGCGGGGCAAAGAGAGAGACAGGGAUAGGAGGAGAAGGGUGAAAUGAGAGAGCAAACUUGACGGCAAUGCGUUAAUGCUGCGACUGCAGUCCUGUCAUGAAUUAUGUUUCCGAAACUGGUCUGGUGACGAAAAGAUACCUCAGUUCAGCCAGUAUUUUUCCUCCUCCAAGAUGAAACUGGGAUGGAUAGGAAAAUGUAAUGUGACCAGGAAUGACAUCUGCGAUAUUACAAAAGGUUGCAUGACCUGAAAUGUUACCAUUAACCUGAAACGUUACCAGCUGGUUGUAUUUUGUUUAGGGAACUCUCGUAGAUGUUGGGUGUAUUCAAGUGUAGAAGUGAAGAAGUGGAGACUUUGUUGCCAGAUCUGCUUGUUUUCCUUGACAUUAUCCUUUUGAUUAGUAAAAAUCACUGCCUCUAAUACCCAUCAGUUUUCAUGCAUU